Molecule: messenger RNA, 1218 nt
Organism: Priceomyces carsonii
Lineage: Eukaryota; Fungi; Ascomycota; Pichiomycetes; Serinales; Debaryomycetaceae
Gene: HAT1
Product: histone acetyltransferase catalytic subunit
Exons: 1
Coding region: 1-1218 (405 amino acids)
Biological process (GO): subtelomeric heterochromatin formation
Cellular component (GO): nucleus
Molecular function (GO): histone binding; histone H4 acetyltransferase activity
Source: RefSeq, a predicted model, not a curated record
AUGGCUGAAAAAUCUGAGUCAGUUACAUCGGCUGCUUCAUUGCAGCCUGAGUUAUGGACUUCGUCUGCAAAUGACGUAUUGAAAAUUUUCAUCACUGAUCCUAAUGGUGCUAUAAGUUUUCCACCAAUAUUCACGUAUCCACUCUUUGGAGAUUCAGAGACUAUAUACGGAUAUCAAGACUUGGUAAUAUACUUAUGUUUUGAUCAUCUAACAUUCAGGCCCUUUUUAAAUGUCAAGUACACUAAUAAGUUGGAAGACGAUCAGAUAAUAGAUGUCAAGGAAACGAUGUUGAAAGUUUUACCUGAAAGUGUAAUUUAUAAAGACGAAUUGAAGUGGGUAGAUAAGGUUAACGAAGAAAAGAAAAGUUACAAGAUUCCAGGUGAAAUCUUUGAUUCCUUUGAAAAGAAUGGUGAAAAGUUUACUAUAUAUAAAAUCAACUUGAGAAGUGUCGAAGGAAUAGAGUUGCACAAACGUUUGCAAAUACUAGUUUUAUUCUUCAUAGAAGCCGGCUCAUACAUAGAUGUCAGUGAUCCUUUCUGGAAUUUGUACAUUUUGUACAAGCAUGGUGAAUCAGAACAAUCGUCUUCAGUAGUUGGAUUUGUUACCGCAUAUAACUAUUGGACGUAUCCUGGCCACAAAAAGUUUGACGAGGACAUCAAGCAAACGAGGACGAAGAUCUCACAGAUGAUUAUACUUCCAAACCACCAAGGUAAGGGGCUUGGAGGAUCUUUCUACUCUAGUCUUUAUACGAAGUGGCACACAGAGCCCCAAGUAUACGAGAUUGUCGUCGAAGACCCAAAUGAAGCCUUCGAUGACCUUAGAGAUAGAAGUGAUUUACAACUGCUUAAGAAAGCGUUCGAUAUAAAUAAAAUUACUACUGCCACGAUCACAAAAAGUUGGAUUAAUACUACUAGGUUGCAAUUGAAAUUAGACAAAAGACAAUUUUCCAGAUUGCUCGAGAUGAUUUUAUUGUACAAUGUGAAUCAUGGAGGUUCCGAUACGAAAAAGGCUGUAAGACUCUUUAUAAAGAAGAGACUUUAUGAAAACAAUAAAGAUGGCUUACUCUCUUUGGAUGAUCCCACAAGACGAGAUAAGCUUCAGACCGCUUACGUUUCCCUAGAACUGGACUAUUAUCGAAUCUUAGGUAAUAUGCUGCUUGCUCCCGCGAAAAGAGCAGCUUCUCCGGUGGACACCGGUCCAAAGAGGCAUCAUCUGUAG